Molecule: messenger RNA, 4496 nt
Organism: Oncorhynchus keta (chum salmon)
Lineage: Eukaryota; Metazoa; Chordata; Actinopteri; Salmoniformes; Salmonidae
Product: Krueppel-like factor luna
Exons: 9
Coding region: 2020-4089 (689 amino acids)
Cellular component (GO): nucleus
Source: RefSeq, a predicted model, not a curated record
GAAGCCUAGUUUUACCACGCUUGAGCUAACUUUUGUUGCAGUGUGUAACAAUGGUUGCGGCUGUAGCAGGUGUUAUCAGGAGGAUCUGGUGGAUAAUUUGUUAGCAUCGCAUUUUUCAAGACUAACUUUCAACUUUAAGUUAAAUAUUGGUGCAACUCGUCACUUCCUGUUGAACGCGGAGAGCUCGGUUUGUUGUUUUGGAAAGUUUUCAAAGUCUAUUGAAAAAGUUUGGUUGUUAACUACCUUUUGAUUUUGGACCCCGUGACGCGGUUGGCAUCCCAUGUAUAUGUACUGACAUACCCCUGUAAGACUAGCUGUCGCCUUUGGCUAAUGGGGAUCCUACUGUACUGCUGGGUUUGUACUCUUCAGUGCUAACAAUAUGUCAACCUGGGCCAGUACUGGUUUCAAAAGACCUGGACAGUUUUACAAGUCAGCUCUGCAUCACCAAAACUCAACUUCACCACACCUGCGAGCUAUGAACAAGCACAGGAUCAACGACUUCUGCAGCACCACAGAGGGAGAAAGGAUUCCGGCCAAUCUUAUCCAUGUUCUCCGGCAGAAGAGGCUGAAUGAGAGUAUGUACCAACUGUAUCUGCUUACCGGUCUGGUUUUUACCAUUCCUGUGUCCACAUUCUCCACCCUGAAACGGAUCAAGACUUACUCUAGAAACACCACUGGACCGGCCUGACUGUGAGCUUUGGCUUUGAUCUCAAUUGAGAAAGUACUUCUCUCAGAUUUAAUAUUUAAGGACAGCUCUAGACCUUUUCCACAUUUUGUUGUUACAAAUUGGAAUUAAAACAGAUUUAAUUCUUUUUUUCCAACAAUCUACACAAAAUACUCUGUCAAAGUGGAAGAAAAAUUCUAACAUUUUUUAAAGAUGAAUGAAAAGUAAAAUACUUAUCUUGAUUAGAUAUAUUUAAUACAUGUUAGAAUCACCUUUGGCAGCAAUUACAGCUGUGGGUCUUUUUGGGUAAGUCUCUAAGAGCUUUGCACACCUGGAUUGCACAAUAUUUGCCCAUUAUUUAAUUCUUCAAGCUCUGUCAUGGUGGUUGUUGAUCAUUGCUAGACAGCCAUUUAAGUCAAGCUGAUUUAAGUCAAAACUGUAACUAGGCCACUUAGGAACAUUCAAUGUUGUCUUGGUAAGCAAUUCCAGUGUAUAUUUGGCCUUGUGUUUUAGGUUAUUGUCCUGCUGAAAGGUUCAUUUGUCUCCCACUGUCUGGUGGAAAGCAGACUGAACCAUGUUUUCCUCUAGGAUUUUGCCUGUGCUCUAUUCUGUUUAUUUUUAAAUGCAUUUCCUGAAAUUCUACACAGUUGGACUUAUAUUGCUUCUCUUGAGGGAUGUUUUGCUGUAUGCUGUUUUAUAGCUACUCUCAUGCUAUUCUUCACAUUUUGCCAUGAUGAUGAUAGAUUUUAUUUUGCAGUUAAGCUAAUUUCCUGCUACCAAGACCAAAGUAGGCACAUUUGCUAUUUAAUGUGGCAAAACUAUGGUAGAGUUGAAAAAUGCAAUAGAAACACAUUGAACAUUAAAUUUAGCUUUCGGUAAAUGAAAAAUUAAGGGAAAAAGUAAUCACGCACUGAUUUUUAUCCACAAGUCAGUUUGGUGGAAACACAAUGCUGGUGGGAAAAAUUGGCAUAUUUUCUUUAUGCAGAUUUUUGAAUUUUCGCAUGAAAAUCUGUCGCCAAUUUUGGGGAGAUCUAGCUACAAAGUGUAAUGAAUUCACGCUCCAGAACAGUGGGCGAACGCAGCAGGCGGUGGCAUUACCCCCCCCCUAACGAUUUUUUGCGGACCGCCAUAAUACCAUAGAAGAAGAAGUAAACGGAAGUGAACAGUGACCAAGAAUCAUUUCCACGUUAGGGUUUUGUGAUUUCAAAGUUUUUUUUUAACACCCUGGAACUCAAUAUGACACAUUUCACUACACAGCAUCACAUACCUACCCUAGGUAGUGUUUAGUUCACGUUGGAGACAAGACUUGGUGUCUUUAUGUUACCUAGGUAACUCUAGCCAGCUAGUUGCUAACAAUGGCUAACUGUAACGGUAUGGUUUUUCACACUCAAAUAGCCUCCAUCAUGGAGGUGCUAGCAAAUGCAGCCGUAGCAGAGAUCUGUAAAGUCGUAGACGACGACUAUGCAGUGUUUCGUUUGGAAAUGUCUCAAAGCCAGAAAGAAAAUAGGGGAUUGCGGAGGAAACUACAGCUACUAGAACUGAAGGUGGCACGGGAGCGCACAGAGAGGACAAUGCGAGAGCGCGUUUUCGCCAGUCGUCCCAGUACUUUCAACAUCCUAGACCGAUACAGAGGAAUGGCAAGAGAUGAAGGACAUCUGACUGGAGGUCACAGGAGCUUUGUGAAGGCAGCGGGAAACAAUAAAUGGAGAGAUGACCAACCAAUCACUGUUGAUGAGAGGAGUGGAACCUCAACCCAGCAUGUUGUCGUGAUAGAGUCUGCAGGUGCAGAGGCUACAGGUCCUGAUGUGAAGCAGGAGAUGACUGAAGUAGUGGAGGACCCACGGCACAGCGGAGACGUCCAGACUGGAGUGGCAGGGGAGCCCCCUGUAGCCACAGAUAACCCCACCACCACCCCAGCGCAGUCCAUGACCCAACGCAGCAUCAUGGAGGAUGAGGGUCCAGAGGUGCUGCUGGUGAAGGAUGAGGGUCCAGAGGUGCUGCUGGUGAAGGGUGAGGGGUGUGAGGAGGGUCUACGGAACCCUGAGGGGACCAUGAUCAUGGAGGACAACCAGACUACACCUCCUCCUGAAUCCACAGAGGAACCAGCUGAGUUGCACAGGACCACACUCAGUCUCGCUGAGCCAGUAGACAUGGAGGAUGGGAAGCCUGAUCUGCUGCUAGUCAAAGAGGAGACAAUAGAAGACGAACCAGAGAGCAUUGACCUGCUGAGUGGACUAAAGAAGGGGGAGCAAGGUAAAGGAGAAAUACAUAUAGCCCAUUGUCUUACUUCAGCUGACGUCACUCCAACACCACGCUCAUUCCUUCUCAUAGUACCGGUUUCAAUUCAAGUGCCAAUGCCGUUUAUCAAACUCCAGGUGGUGCUUUGGCCAGAUGACUUGAAAAUAGAACUCUUUGGCGUCGAAAAAAUGAAAAAUGGAAGCAUAUGCAAAAAAAACGUACCUCAUACCUACGAUGGUUGGCUGGAGGCUAACAGUGGAGACUGGAUGGCCAUCUUGGAUUCCCAAACCCAGACGAGUACAGCCAAGGGCUCCAGGGAUAACAUCAACAAGCCGGCAUGGACCAGAGGCGACAUAGUGGCGGCCAGUGGAUGGGACAGCGUCCUUAACUCUGGGCUGGGGAGCAUUGUUCAACAUAACCAGAAACUGACAGUUGAACACAAAACAACAUCUAAACUUAAUCUCCAUGACAACAUACUAGUUGAAACCAGGGCAAGGUGUAGAUUUAGUCCGCUGGGAUGGGGAGGUAUCCGUAUGAGAACAGACACAGACUCGGCUAGCAAUUCUCCGUCCUGCUCCUAUAGUUGUGAUUCGGAGAGACUGAUGGCACCUCAGGUUAAUGCCCUAACAGGUUCUGCCUUCAGCCUUCCUUCUAAAGGAUCUAUCAACUUGAACAUUGACCCUGCGACAACACAGACACUCUCUGGCCUUCGUCCUCCUCACACUCUCCUGUUAAACCAGACUUCAGACAAUGCCAAUGCCUCAACACUUAAUGGCUACACAAGUCCAUUGACAAUUGACAGUAGUAGUAGUAUCGCUAUCAGCAGAUCCAGUGGCAAAGAGAAGCGCUUCCCAUGUUCGUUCUGUGGGAAAGCCUUCAGUUUCCCCAAACAGAUGGAGAUCCACCAAAGGAUGCACACGGGGGAGAAACCAUUUGGCUGCCAGCUGUGCCGGGCCAGUUUCUCUCAAUCGUCCAACCUGAAGAGGCACCAGAGAGUCCACACAGGGGAGAAACCCUACAGCUGCCCCCAGUGUGAGAAGAGGUUCUCCCGCCAGCACCAGCUGAAGAUGCACCUGAAGGUCCAUACAGGAGAGAGGCCGUUUGCCUGUACACACUGUGGGAAGAGGUUCUCAGAGAGGAGCUACCUCAGGAUACACCAGCAGAAAAUGCACACGGCACAUGUAUAGAGUAUAGAGAGACAUGUAAUGUAAUACUAGUUAGUUUGUAGUUAAUUCUGUUGGUAAUGGAUGUAUCGGGAACUGGAUGAGGUGAACUGAGGAAAGAAUGAGUAUGUUGAGGCCGAGUAGAUGAUAUGGUGAUGGAUGGUGGGAAAAUGCUUCACUAAUGAAGUGACAAACUUUGUCUUUAGGUGUUUUAUAGUGAGAUAAUGAUAGUGCCUUAAUUCAUGAUGUAUUGAAGCUGUGUGUAAUAUUGAACCAUUUCCAAAGUAUUCUAUAGUUACAUCAAAGCGAAGGUACUAGAUUUACAGAAAAGGUCAAUUGUGAGAAGUUUUUCUACUUGUCAUGUAUCGUUUUGUGCAAUACAUGUGAUUUGUAAUGCUAUUUGUUUAAAUUAAAUAUUAAAUUGACUCUGC